This is a messenger RNA of Diachasmimorpha longicaudata, 1774 nucleotides long. Its product is annotated as synaptic vesicle glycoprotein 2B-like. The record is from RefSeq and is a predicted model, not a curated record. Lineage: Eukaryota; Metazoa; Arthropoda; Insecta; Hymenoptera; Braconidae. Gene Ontology annotation, biological process: transmembrane transport. Gene Ontology annotation, cellular component: membrane. Gene Ontology annotation, molecular function: transmembrane transporter activity. The transcript is spliced from 11 exons. The coding region runs from base 109 to 1716 and encodes 535 amino acids.
CAUCUGAAGAAACAAAUUUAUUUGAAGAGGGGGCAGUAGUCAUAAUAGGAUUGACUGUGCAGUUUGCACACCAGUUGUAACUCAAGUCCUCUCAGCAUUCAGAACAUCAUGCAGGUCGACGGAGCAUUGGAUGAUACCCAAAGCGUGGAAACUGAUGUUGAGAUAGCAGUUACGUUUACAGGAUUUGGAAAAUACAACAUUAAAGUUUUACUUUUAUGUGGAUUAAUUUAUAUGAAUACGGGAUUCAGUAUUAGCAGUGUAGGAUUAAUCCUUCCGUCAGCAGCUUGUGACUUCCAACUUACGACAAUUGAUAAGGGUCGUAUAUCUGCAACGCCAACGUUAGUUGUUAUCAUUGUAGGGAUGAUUAUAGGCGCCUAUUUCUGGGGUUGUCUUGCAGACUUGGUGGGAAGAAAAAAGGCUCUCCUGACAUCCACUAUUUCGUAUGCUUUUUGCGAAAUAAUAUCAUCUGUAGUUUCAAACUACUGGGGAUUCCUCCUUCUUAAGUUUUUCAGUGGAUUUUCAAUAAGCGGUCACAGUACCGUGGUAUUUACCUACCUCGGUGAAUUCCAAUCCGGUAAAACGAGGGAGAGAAUGCUCUGUUGGAUGGAGAUGGCUUGGUCACUUGGAUUGAUAGCUCUACCAUUAACUGGAUGGCUAGUAAUUCCUAUUCACAUAUCCUUCAUUAACGAUUUUUUUUCUUUCCGAUCUUGGAAUCUCUUUGUAAUAGUAUGUGCAUUACCAUCGGUAUUCAUUGGAUGUUGGUUGUUAUCCUUUCCCGAAAGUCCCAAGUAUCUGGCUGAAUCUGGCAACAAUUAUCAACUUGCGAAAACACUUUUUAUGAUGCACAAGGAAAAUACCGGCAAUUCAUGUGAGGAUUAUUUGGAAACACUUUCUCAAAAUGGCUACGAGCAGCUCAGUCUCAAACUUCGCAAUGUUCAAGAGGAAACAACUCCAAUGUCUUCGGAAAAUCAACUAAAAAGAGUCCGUCAAUUAUUGGCAAAUAUUUAUCAACAAACGCUUUUACUUAUGAAACCCCCCUUACUUAGAAAAACAGCAAAUGUAUGCAGUAUCAUGUUCUGUUUGGGCUCAUCGUAUUACGCUCUAAUGUUAUGGUUUCCAGAGCUUUUUCAGAGAUUCGCCACCUUUGAGGGUAAGUCUCCUGCCGCUGCUGCUAGUGUCUGCAGUGUUUCUGAGCAGAGUUUAUCCCGGAAUCAAAUGAAUUAUAACUGUCUCACUACAAUUCCUAGAACUGUGUAUGUGCACACAUUAAUUCUUGGUAUCGCUUGUGUUCCUUUGAGUGUGAUGCUUCCUCUGUGCGUUGAUAAAUUAGGAUAUAAGUUUUAUCUAGUGAUUUCAACCCUCGUUGCAUCAGGUGUAGCACUGGGACUUUUGUUCGUGAAAUCAUCUAUUGAAAAUCUCAUCCUCUCUUGUAUUUUUGAAGCCGCUUCAUCUAUUGGUAUGAGCAUUGUGCUUGCUAUCGUUGUAGACUUAUUCCCAACUAAUUUAAGAGCAAUCGCGGCCGCAUUAUGUGCCUUCUGUGGUAGACUUGGAGCUUUAGUGGGUAAUCACAUGUUUGGAUACCUCAUUGAUACCCACUGUCUAAUUCUUAUUAUUAUUGUAGCUGUUCAGCUAUUAGUCUGCAGUGUUCUUGGAUAUUUACUGCCUAUUGGACGACAUCCUGAGACUACAGUUUUUUCUUUAAAAAAUGUAUCUUAAAUAAAUAUUACCCAUCAACAAAAAAUAGUAUAAGAACCAUCGAAUAAGAAAGGUGAGA